GUCUUCUCCGCAGAGCACAAGUGCAUAAAAAAUGGGUACGAGAAAGGUAAUACCAGCUGCUUUCAGCAAAGCAUUUUCAUCAUCAUCCUCUGCUUCCUCUGCUGUUGUGGGUAAGCUCUCUCAUUCCAGUUCCAAAUCUUUUGUUCCAAACCCGCAUUCCCUGCAUCAUUUUCUCACCAAACAAUGCAAGUCAGGUGCCAUCACUCUAGAUCAAGCCCUGCAUUUCUUUGAUUACAUGAGCCGCAUGCUACCCCCUCCUCCUGUCUCAUCAUUCAACCAUUUGUUAGGUGCCCUUGCUAAGAUUCAACGCCAUGAUCAUGUGAUUUCGUUUUACCAAAGAUUGAACUCAGUUGGGGUAUUUCCUGAUAUUAGAACUUUGAAUAUCUUGCUUAAUUGUUGUUGCAAAAUGGGUCUAGCUUCUGAUGGUUUUUUGGUUUUGGGGAAGAUUUUGAGGAGCGGUUAUACCCCAACUUCUGCCACUUUCAGCACUUUGAUAAAGGGGUUGUGUGUGGACAACAAGAUUGGGGAAGCAACUAGGGUGUUUAAGAACAUGUCUGUCUUUGGCUGUCAACCUGAUGUGGUUACUUAUGGUAGCAUUAUUGAUGGCCUUUGCAAGCAUGGGAUGGUUAAAAAGGCAAAACAACUUUUCUCCCAAAUGAAGGGUAGAGGAAUUUCUCCUGGUGUCGUUGUUUAUACCUCUCUACUUCACGGUUUCUGUUUCGGGGGUAAUUUGGAGGAGGCUAAAGGCUUAUUCAUUGAGAUGGUGGAUGGAAGAGUGCAACCUAAUGUGGUGACAUUCACUGUUUUGAUUGAUGGACUUUGCAAGCAACAAAAAUUGCAAGAAGCGAAUGAAUUAUUAGACUUGAUGAUCCAAAGAGGUCAGUGUCCUAACACAGUUACUUAUACCACAUUGAUUGAUGCACCUUGUAAACAAGGUAGAGUUGAAGAAGCAUAUGGAUUGCUAGACUUGAUGUUUCAGAGAGGUCACCAGCCUGGCACAGUUACUUAUAACACACUGAUCGAUGUACUCUGUAAACAAGGGAGGAUGGAAGAAGUAAAUAGAGUAAUAGGCUUGAUGAUUCAAAGAGGUAAGCAUCCUGAUACGGUAACUUAUACCACACUGAUAGAUGCACUUUGCAAGGAUGUGAGGUUGGAUAAAGCAAAUAAAUUACUACACUUGAUGAUACAGAGAAAUGAGCAUCCUAAUACAGUGACGUAUAACACAUUGAUUAAUGCACUUUGUAAACAAAGAAGACUAGAAGAAGCAGAUAGAUUGCUACAGUGGAUGAUUCAAAAAUGUCAGCAUCCUGAUAUUGUAACUUAUAACACAAUGAUUGAUGCACUUUGCAAAGAAGGGAGAAUGGAGGAAGCAACUAGAUUAUUAGAUUUGAUGAUUGAGAGAGGUCAGCACCCCAAUACAAUCACUUAUACUACCUUGGUGAAUGCACUUUGCAAAGCAAUGAGGAUGGAAGAAGCAAAUGCACUUUUUGAGUUGAUGAUUCAGAAAGGACAACAUCCUGACACAGUUACUUAUACUGUCAUGAUCAAUGGGCUGUGUAAAAUUGGACUAUUUGACAGGGCAAGUGAUUUAUUAAGGGAAAUGGAGGAGAAGGGUUGUGCUCCAAAUGUGGUGACAUUUAAUACAUUUAUUUAUUGUUUCUCCCAAAAGAAUGAGACUGCCAAAGUUGUUGAAUUUCUUUUGAAAAUGAAACAGAAAAAUUUGUCCCCUGAUACAACUACUAUUCGCAUUGUCUCAGAAUUACUCUCAAACUUGAAGGAUGAAACACAUCAAGAGCUUCUUGAUAAGCUUCCUGCAUUUUCUUUGAAAGAGCUGCCAAGUAGAUGACUGUCAAAGUUGGGUCACUAAAUUCAGUUUUGGUUGUUUUAAAGCAUUCAUGAAAAUUUAUUACAAAUUCAAGGGACAGAGAUAAGAUUUUCGUGAUACUUUUUCUUAACAUCUAGGCCAUGCUGCCCUCUUCUUUCUCCAUGACAUCAAUGGAAUGUAGAUGAUUUUUGGGUGCUUGAACAUUCAUCAGAUUCAUUUCAAAUUUUAAGGAGAGAUUACUUUUAUCUGCUGGAGUUUUGUUGUAGUCCCAGUCAAUCAAGUGUAGAAAUCAUGACAAUCAGAGGUUGAACCGUGGAAGAAUGUCAAGAUGUAUGCUUUACGAGCUUGGAGGGCCAUCAAAGCAAUGAUGAUGGAGAAGAAAAUAUUAUGAGUGUUGCCAUUGAAGCCAAUUUCUACUCAAUUCUUUCAAUGAAUGCAUUUUGGGAUCUGCAUGCAAAUAUACUGGAAGAGCAAAUAAUACUUAAAUUAGGUCUUGUGAGUGGCAGUUUCUUGUUGCUUGAGCUUUAUGUAUCAUAGGUCAUACAUUUUGCUGAGUCAGGCUUGAAUGUCGAGUAUCUGAAUUGCAAAUCAUUGCAAUCCUUUUGGAAGUCUUCCACAAGUCCCAGUUCAAUUCAAAUGUGGUUGGCGACACAUCCAUGGAGAAUGGAGUUGCCAUGCUGCUGCAGCUAGGGGACUUGCACUAGCAUGCAGUCAAGGUCAAGCAAUGUUAAUACUUACUGUGAGUGAAAUCUUUUUGUGAAGUCACCCAAUUUCAAGCCUUA
Rubroshorea leprosula is the source of this 2607-nucleotide messenger RNA. The record is from the annotation of a GenBank genome assembly. NCBI's taxonomy places the organism in Eukaryota, Viridiplantae, Streptophyta, Magnoliopsida, Malvales, Dipterocarpaceae.